GGCCCAAAAAGCAAACAAAAAGAAAAGGAAAGGAUGGAAAAAAGGUAGAAUAGAAAAGGAGGAGAAAUUGACACAACAAAAAUGUGAUUUUGGUCUUUGGCAGAAGUCCAAAGAUAUGGAAGCUAUAUUACCACAUCUCUCAAAUAAAGACAAGUUGCUGGCCCUCAAGGAACAACUUAACUUCAGAAAGAUUGUUCCGAAACAGAAAAGUGACUGCAAAACUACAUUCAGCUUGACUUGCAAAGUAGGAAGCAAUUAUGUACCUCACACUAUACCAAAGCUUGAAAAAAAACUUAUAACCUUUUUCUCAGUAUCAAGCAUAAAAGGAGGAGCAUGAAGAACAAAGACCACUAGUUGAGAAGUUGAUAUCCCAUGAUUUUGUGGAGAAAGGAAGACCUGUGAACUACAGUGGAAGGAUUAUAAGUGGUGUACCUGGAUUUAGAAGGUGGUUCAAUGUGAAGUACACAAUGUGAAGUAUCAUGUUUCCAACAACAUGAAUUAUUCCCCGAACAUGACCUUUACCCAAGAACAAUUUUGAUUACCUUAAACUUGUCUAGUUCUGAGGAAAUCCCAGUUUAUUCGAU
This is a messenger RNA of Owenia fusiformis, 584 nucleotides long. The record is from the annotation of a GenBank genome assembly. Lineage: Eukaryota; Metazoa; Annelida; Polychaeta; Sabellida; Oweniidae.